This is a messenger RNA of Emys orbicularis (European pond turtle), 857 nucleotides long. RefSeq lists its product as uncharacterized. NCBI's taxonomy places the organism in Eukaryota, Metazoa, Chordata, Testudines, Emydidae. The record is from RefSeq and is a predicted model, not a curated record. The transcript is spliced from 3 exons. Bases 87 to 767 code for a protein of 226 amino acids.
GCCCGAGCGUGCUCGGAGGCCGGUACCGUCCGGCCCUGGGCGGUGGUUUCCGUGAGUAGCCGCCCGGCGCAGCGGCCGGCCCGGACAUGGCCUCCUUCAUCGCUCAUCCUUCCGUACGCAUCAAAGGAACAGAACACAGCUACAGCCCGGUCCUGUGCCAAGAUGACCAGUGUGCUGCCAGUAUCAAAGGGAGGCACACCCACUGUCCAUUCUGCAGCAUUUCAGAGGCUUAUCAGGACCCGUUCAUUCUCCGGGCUCACUACCGGGUCAAACACGUGGACAAGGGGCUUGACUUUGCAGCUGAAACCUUGUCUGUUGGCGCAUCUGCCAUGCCGGGACAGAGACUUUCCCAGAUUAGAAGGCGGAAAAAGAAGACUCGGGCGGACAUGUUCAAUGAGUUAAUGUGCGCCUCCGAGAGUGACAAGUCGGAAUGGAGGAUUGCACUCUCUGAGAACCUGGCCAUGCACAGGGAGGACAGGAGAGCAUGCAGGGAACACGAGCAUGCCACGCAGGAAGAGAUGCUGCGGAUUAUGAAGGAGCAAUCAGACAUGUUGAGGCGUCUGGUUGAGGUUCAAGAAAAGCAGCCGGAUGCUAGAGUCCCGCUGCAGCCUAUGCUGAACCUGCUGCUAUCAUUGCCCAGUUCCACAUCCUCCUCCCCCAAAUGUCCUAUGAGGCGGGGGGAGUGGGGAGAGGGAGUUUGGUAUCCCUUGCACUCAACACCAGGGGAGGGUACAAGGACUAGAAGGCGCCCAUUCCCACACCUUUGAUUGUUAUUGCAGUGCAUCUGUAAGCAAGCUUUUCUUGCUUUCCACAGUCUUAUCAGCCCUUUUGCCCCAGGUUAUCUUACUUUUCUUUGC